CCUGGGCUCCGUUCGGCCGCAGCUUCCUGCCGGGUGUUGAGGGGACCCCCGGGAGUCCAGUGCUCGCGGCGGGCGGAGGCUGGCAGCGUCUGAGAGCGACUUUCAAACCCGCGCCACCUGGGCAGCCCCCCGCGCGCCCUGUGCGUCGCAAGCCGGCGGGGCGGCUACGGCUCGAAUCUCCCCGAGGUGGCAGUCCCAGGCAGCAAUGCCAGGAUGCCCGUCUCUACUGCUCUCCACCAAGAUGGCAGCCAGGAGCGGCCUCCGAGCCUGAUGUCCACCACUUCUUCAUCUGGCUCCUCCCGUGACAGCCGCAGUGCCAUGGAGGAGCCCACCGGCGCCGGGGCUUCAGCGCAGAACGGGACAGGCUCCCCCUGGGGCCGGCACAUUCCCAACAGCAACAACAACUCCAGCAGCUGGCUGAACAUGAAGGGACCACUCUCCCCCUUCAGUGGCCGGGCGGGGACAGGUCCCGUCCAUCACAAGCUCAGCUACCUGGGCCGGGUGGUUCGAGAGAUCGUGGAAACAGAGCGCAUGUAUGUGCAGGACUUGCGGAGCAUUGUGGAGGACUACCUCUUGAAGAUCAUUGACACUCCGGGGCUCCUGAAGCCGGAGCAAGUCAGCGCCCUCUUUGGGAACAUAGAGAGCAUAUAUGCGUUGAACAGCCAGCUUCUCAGAGACCUGGACAGCUGCAAUAGUGACCCUGUGGCUGUGGCCAGCUGCUUCGUGGAGAGGAGCCAAGAGUUCGAUAUAUAUACUCAGUAUUGCAACAACUACCCCAACUCAGUGGCGGCCCUGACAGAGUGCAUGCAGGACAAGCAGCAAGCCAAGUUCUUCCGAGACCGCCAGGAGCUGCUGCAGCACUCCCUGCCUCUGGGCUCCUACCUGUUGAAGCCCGUCCAACGCAUCCUCAAGUACCACCUGCUGCUCCAGGAAAUUGCCAAACAUUUUGAUGAAGAAGAGGAUGGCUUCGAGGUGGUAGAGGAUGCCAUUGACACCAUGACCUGUGUGGCCUGGUACAUCAACGACAUGAAGAGGAGGCAUGAGCACGCCGUUAGGCUGCAGGAGAUCCAGUCACUGCUCAUUAACUGGAAGGGGCCGGACCUGACCACCUACGGGGAGCUGGUCCUGGAAGCCACCUUCCGCGUGCACCGUGUGCGCAAUGAGAGGACUUUCUUCCUCUUUGACAAGAUUCUGCUCAUCACCAAGAAGCGGGGCGACCACUUUGUCUACAAGGGCCACAUCCCGUGCUCCUCGCUGAUGCUGAUCGAAAGCACCAGAGACUCUCUGUGCUUCACCGUCACCCACUAUAAGCACAGCAAGCAGCAGUACAACGUCCAGGCCAAGACGGUGGAGGAGAAACGGAGCUGGACUCACCACAUCAAGAGGCUCAUCCUGGAGAACCACCAUGCCACCAUACCCCAGAAGGCCAAGGAAGCCAUCUUGGAAAUGGACUCCUAUUACCCCAGCAGGUACCGCUGCAGCCCAGAGCGUCUGAAGAAGGCCUGGUCCUCCCAGGACGAGGUGUCCACCCACGUGCGGCAAGGACGCCGGCAGUCUGAGCCCGGUCAUACCCUGUUCGGCAGGGCAACACUUCCCGGCAGGCAGCAAGGAUUCGAGAUGCCAGGCCUUAAGGGCCGUAGAAAGUCGGAGCCGACCAGGCACCUGCUCAGGCAAUUGAAUGACAAAGCCAGAGCAGCAGGAAUGAAGCAUGCAGGCAGUGCUGGAGCCCUCUUGGACUUUGGGCAGCCACCCCUUGCACGGGACGAUCAGCCAGAGGCUGAGGGGGCUGCCAGGGAGGAGCUGGAGGAAGAGGAGGAGAUAGUGGAGGAGGAAGAACAGCAGCAGACCUUCCCAGUCUCCCUGGAAGACCUGGCAGGGCAUGAAGGCAGCGGGAAGGUACCUGGGCCAGAGCUCCCAGGCUCGGAGGAGGAAGAGGAGGAAGAGAGUCUAGCAGUGGCGGAGCAGGUAGCUGACUUUGCCAGCUCCCUGCUGGCCGCCCUCCACUGCUGGCACUAUCGGGCCAACGCUUUACUUUUCUCCCGGGGUGCUAUGGGGAAGAGACACAGGGAGUCUGAAGGCUCUAAAAGUAGCAGAAGGCCCAGCAACCGGUCUCCAACCAGUGCGGAGAAACGUAUGAGCUUCGAGUCUGUUUCUUCCCUGCCAGAGGUUGAGCUAGAUCUCGAGCCUGGGGCAGAGCAGGAGGCCUUUCCUGCCCUGGAAGGUCCCAGCACUGAAGAGAUGCCUUCAGACCCAGAAUUUCCAGAAGUCCUGGGAACACAGCUUCAUGCCCCUACGGGCGCUGCCAACGUGGUGGACUUCGUAGAGCCUGGGGGCUCUGAAGACCUUAAGGCCCUGAGUAGUGAGGAGGAAGAAGAGGAGGAAAUGGAAGCUGCCCAGGAACCUGAGAGCCUCCUGCCGCCCUCUGUGCUAGACCAGGCCAGCGUCAUCGCUGAGCGGUUUGCCAGUAGCUUCUCUCGGAGGAGCAGCCUGGCAAUGGAGGAGGGCAAGUCCAGUGGCCUUGGGACUCCGCGGCUUAUCAGCCGGAGCAGCAGCGUGCUCAGCCUGGAGGGCAGUGAGAAGGGCCUGGCCCGAUGGGGCAGCGCUGGGGACUCCCUCAGCAACCCACCCACCCCAGAAGUCGCCGUCGUUGGUACAGAAGCGGGCAUGGACAAUGGCCCUUCUGUCAAUGGGACAGAAUCUCCAAAGGCAGGCUCAGGCUGCCCCAUUGAACCGGACAGAUCUUCCUGCAAGAAAAAGGAAUCGGCGUUGUCCACCCGAGACCGGCAGUUGCUGGACAAAAUUAAGAACUACUAUGAAAACGCCGAGCACCACGAUGCAGGCUUCAGCGUCCGUCGGCGGGAGAGUCUCUCUUAUAUCCCGAAAGGGCUGGUGCGCAGCUCCGUGUCUAGGUUCAACAGCCUUCCUAAGCCGGAGCCGGAGCCAGCAGCUCCACUUGGGUCCAAGAGGCCGGGGAGCUCUCGGCCAGCAUCAUGGACCUUGUUUGACCUCCCAGGUCCCAGCCGGACGGGCACAGGGGACCUAGCUCCUGUCUCAGAUGCGGAGUUCCGCCCAUCAUCAGAAAUUGUGAAGAUAUGGGAGAGAAUGGAGUCUUUGGAGAGAAGUCCGCGGACGGGGACUGGCCAGAGCCAGGCCAAUGGCUUUGAGCAGCAAGAGCCGCUGUUCAUCUUGGAGGAGCAUGAGCUGGGAGCCAUCACUGAGGAGUCCGCCAUCACCUCUCCGGAUAGCGCUUCCCCUACUGAGCAGCCCAGCCCGGCUCACCUGGCCCGGGAGCUGAAGGAGCUGGUGAAAGAGCUGAGCAGCGGCGUCCAGGGGGAGCUGGUUACCCCGCUGCAUCCCCGAAUUGUGCAGCUCUCCCACGUGAUGGACAGCCACGUGAGUGAGCGUGUCAAGAACAAGGUCUACCAGCUGGCCCGCCAGUACAGCCUCCGAAUUAAGAGCAUCAAGGCAGCCAGGCCACCUCUGCUGUGGGAAAAAGCUCCUGACCGGGAUGAGCUGAUUUCCACCGUCUCCGGCCUGCCUGAGGAAACUGGAGAGCUGUCAGGGGGCAAAGCCAGGAGGAAGCCACCCCUGCUCAGCUAUGAGCAGCUGAUGGCUCAGGAGCAGGGCACCUCCAAAUCUUCCUCUGCCGCGGAGACCUCUCCUCGCCGGUUCUCCUUCAGCCCUCCUGCUGUCAGCCCAAGAACCACCUCGCCUGGGUCUCGGCCCUCAGCUCGGAGCCCCCUCAGCCCCUUCGAUACUGAGACCUUCAACUGGCCUGAUGUCCGAGAGCUCUGCUCCAAGUAUACCUCCCACGACAAGGCCGCCCAGGCCGAGAGCAGCUGGCCCCGCAGCCAGCCGGUCAACCGGAGCCGCUCCUUGCCUGAGAACAUAGUAGAGCCUCCUCUGUCUGGCAGGGUGGGCCGCUGCUGCAGCCUGAACAAGAGGGGCCAGGGAGAAGGGGAGGCCUCCCAGCCUGCAGCUCCUGAGGCUCCUCCCCAGAGCAGGCCGAAUGGAGACGCAGACCUGCAGGUCACGGCGGACCUCACCCUGGAGAACAACCGGCGGGUGAUUGUCAUGGAGAAGGGUCCUCACCCUAGCUCCACCUCGGGGCUGGAGGAGGGCAGUGGGAAGGAAGCAAGUUCAUCAGUGGCUUUGAAGGGACAGGGCCAAGGUUUCCAGGAGCCUGUAGAGCACCAGCCCAAGGAAGAAGGUCCCAGGGACCCGGCAGACACAAACCAGCAGGGUAGAGUGAGAAACCUGAGGGAGAAAUUCCAGGCCUUGAACUCUGUGGGUUGACUGACUCCCGUAGCAGAAAGGAGCCGUGCUGAGGUGGAAAGGGCCUGGCCUGCUCUCCUGAAGGCCUGGCUCACCAAGGCUGUUCCUCCAUUCUUCUGGAAGAGUGGUUUGGGGAACACGUGUGAACUCACCUGCUACCUGUGCUGGCACCUCCCCUCCCUGGGAGGUCCUGUGAGGACUUUUCCUUAGGUCCAGGCGAGCCACUUACCUUGUCUGUAAAUACUGCUCUGAUAAGAAGCCAAGUAUUUUAUUUAAGCUUACUCUGCCCAAGGAGAGCAAGCACUGCCCUGGCUUCCCGUACUGGCUGGCCAGCGCCUGGCUGAGCUCCCAAGGGAAAACCUAGGAAGGAGCCUGGGCAGGCUGUGCCCUUUGACUGCCUUGUCUUCGGACCCAGGCAGGACUGAGGCCAAUAAUUUAUUGCUUCCCAUCCUGUGGUGUGUGUGUAUGUGUGUGUGUGUGUGAGAGAGAGAGUCUCAGAAAGAAUGUAACGGAUUUAGUUCAGGUACCCUUGAAGGCUGUCUUGCUGGUUGUUGCUAAUGUACAGACAUUUCAUUAUUUGCCAAUAGUGCAAUAACCGUUGCUGACCAACCAACCUGUGUGUGGCCCUCUCCCUGGGGACCGCUGUGGGGAGUGAUGGAUCAGGGGUCAGGGACAUGGGAUGCUCAUUCAGUGUGUAGGCACAGGAAACAGGAGACAUUAGGGUACUCACAGGCCAGGUGGGGCACAGUGUGAGCUGGAACCUUGGUCUCUGCCAUGUCUGCCUCUGUGCACUGCUCUUAGUGUCCUGUCUCAGGUGGGAAUCCCAUGUGAGCCUUUAGCUCUUUUCCCAAAGCCCAAAAGUUGUCCCAAAAGCCGGGUGGUGGUGGGACACAGGCCUUUAACCCCAGGGCUAGGGAGGCAGAGGCAGGUGGAUCUCUGUGAGUUUCAAGGUUGUCUGGGACAGCCAGGGCUACACAAAGAAACUGUCUCAAAAAAUAAAAAUAAAGGUGUUCUAAAAAGCUGGAACUUCCAGGGGCAAAUAGAACACGUGAGAUAAGC
Molecule: messenger RNA, 5334 nt
Organism: Psammomys obesus (fat sand rat)
Lineage: Eukaryota; Metazoa; Chordata; Mammalia; Rodentia; Muridae
Gene: Plekhg3
Product: pleckstrin homology and RhoGEF domain containing G3
Exons: 19
Coding region: 214-4296 (1360 amino acids)
Molecular function (GO): guanyl-nucleotide exchange factor activity
Source: RefSeq, a predicted model, not a curated record